UUUCCGCGUUAAGGCGCCAGAAUUCAAUGUGACUCGUAGAUAGCCUUAAUCUUUUAGAGCUUCCCUCUAAACUUGCAAGUGCGUCGCAGCCCUUUAAAAAAAAAAAAACGUUAAAAACAAACCGAAAAUCUCGUGCAUUGACCGAGAAGCGCCACUAAUCUUCCAACACUGUUGUAAGACAUAAAACAAGCGAGUGGUUACGAAAGGAUUCAAUUGCAAUCGUAUUCUAUUGGAGCCAGCAUCGUAUAAACAAAGCUCGUGAAAUUUGUUUCUUAUCUCAUCUGAAAAUCUAAACCAGCAGUAAAAUGAAGAUCUGCGCCAUUUUGAUUGUUACUGCCAUGGCGUCGUACAUGACCCAAGCUGUCCCUUUGCCUCAUCAACAAGGGAACGAUCCGUUUAACAGUAUCACCAGGACAUUUAACGAAAUGGCGACCAAUACUUUUUCUUCGGCAGCCGCUCAGCAAGCCCCACAUCACCAAGGGAUGUGGCCAGCAGGAGGACGUCCUGUUAGCGCUUCGGCUUCAGCUGGACGUGGCCAUGAAUUUUCUUCUGGCCAUAAUUCGGGAAGCAUGUGGCAACAUGCCUCAGCUUCGGCUUCAGGGCCAGUCGCUGCUUCAGCUUCUGCAUCGGUUCAUUCGUCAUCAACUAGAAGUCAUCAGCAAAAAUCCAGGCAAGGUCGGCCAGCCAACCGAACAGGAAGACCAUCUAGAAAUCGAAAUAGCAGCAGAAAUGAAAACCAUAUUUGAGGGGGGGAAAUAUUUUGAUGAAAUGAAAACAGGUAGAAAGAGAAUCUAAUUUUUUUUUGUUUUGUUGGGCCGUUAUCGAUUGUUUGCAUGAAAAGCGCAUCCAGUCGAGCGCGUUCGUUUCCCAAAUAUUGCAGCGUUAACUCUGUUCUGUAACCUAAAAUUCUGCGAGAUUUAUUUGAAAAAACAAUAUUUUUUACCUGUG
This is a messenger RNA of Daphnia magna, 948 nucleotides long. RefSeq lists its product as uncharacterized. NCBI's taxonomy places the organism in Eukaryota, Metazoa, Arthropoda, Branchiopoda, Diplostraca, Daphniidae. The transcript has 3 exons. The coding region runs from base 306 to 746 and encodes 146 amino acids. The record is from RefSeq and is a predicted model, not a curated record.